Xiphophorus couchianus (Monterrey platyfish) is the source of this 5254-nucleotide messenger RNA. It is a transcript of the gene zbtb26, whose product is annotated as zinc finger and BTB domain containing 26. The record is from RefSeq and is a predicted model, not a curated record. Lineage: Eukaryota; Metazoa; Chordata; Actinopteri; Cyprinodontiformes; Poeciliidae. The transcript has 3 exons. The coding region runs from base 844 to 2196 and encodes 450 amino acids. Gene Ontology annotation, biological process: regulation of transcription by RNA polymerase II. Gene Ontology annotation, molecular function: DNA-binding transcription factor activity, RNA polymerase II-specific; RNA polymerase II cis-regulatory region sequence-specific DNA binding; protein binding.
GGAUAAGUUGAUAUCACUCACUGAAAAGUUAAUUUCUUUUCUUCCCAGGUACAUCUUACGUCCUGAGGGUGUCGUCGCUCUGUGCUGCUGCCUCUGUGGCAGCGGUUGCCAUGGUUUUGUUAGGGGCAUACAGAUUGUCCUGGUGUGUGAACAGGACGUAGCCGUUCUCAGGCCCGCUCUCUACAGUCAUAGUGAACAAAUAUAAUGAGUCCAAACGGUAUAUUCUGCAAAUACUUCACAUAUAAUCAUUCACAUGACUCCAAAUGAAUAAACAUAUGUUUUCCACCAUCUACUGGGUUAUUAACAAAGGAAUGUGAUCCCUUUCUGUCUGCUGUGUUGCUACUGUUUAGACGAAGGACAUGCUCUUUGUUCUGUUUUUUAAUCACAAAGUGUUUUUGAAAACUGCUUCCUCUUCACAAUUAACAGAACCCUCCCACUAUGACACACUGGGGUCUGUGGGUGUGACAUGAAAAAGUGACAAAGUGAUAAAAACUGAAAGACCUGUUCAUAUAUUUUUUUUACAAUGUACUGUUCACUGCAUUGUAGAAAACUGUAGCAACCAAAAACAUAUAACCUAUAGAUGCUUUAUGGAAGUCAAUUUUUCUAAAAAAUAAAAAUAAUAAUGUUAACGUGUGGCUUUUUUUAUGGGUUUUGCUUUGAAUCCUCAAACGGGCUGACUUGGCAUUUAGAAAAUGGUCCACAGGUACUGGGCCUUUAAUUGUUUUGCAUCCGGAGCAGCUCCCUCUUUUCCACAGGCGGUCACAGGCCAGGAUCUGCCGACAACAACCCCGCUAUAUCUGGUGCGUUAUCAAGUGCGCUGCUGCGGCUGCCCAGUGGUCCACUAUGGCCCAGAACCAGGUGAUCCUGCAGUUCCGAUUCGCCACGUUCGGGGACUCCAUGCUGCAGAAGAUGAACCUUCUCCGACACCAGAGACGCUUCUGCGACGUCGUCGUCCGCAUCAACCAGCUGGAGGUCCCCGGCCACAAAGUGGUGUUUGCUGCCGGCUCGUCCUUCCUUAGGGACCAGUUCAUCCUGCAGCAGGACUCCAGGGAGGUCCAGAUCUCCAUGAUUCAGGAGGCAGAAGUGGGCCGGCAGCUGCUGCUCUCCUGCUACACUGGCCAGCUGGAGUUUCCUGAGCUGGAGCUCGUGCAUUACCUGACGGUGGCCAGCUUCCUCCAAAUGGGCCACAUCGUGGAGCAGUGCACCCAAGCCCUCAACAAGUUCAUCAAACCUCAGGCUUCACGCCAGCUGGAGGUGGAUCUGGACCUGCGGAGGGAGAAAGGAGGCGAGGGUCCUUCCUCCCAGGCUCAGAGGGAGCAGGAAUGGUCUCAGGUGCGGUCUGUACCUGAGGGAGAGGAGGAGGACGAAGACGAGGAGGAGGACGAUGCGGUGGUGAUGGGCCAGGUUGAGAGGGACAAUAACGUCGAGAGCGACGACGACGAGGACGACGAUGUCAUAAUCCAGCCGUCCGUGAGCCCCCUCCAGGUGUGGCGGAGGCGGCCGAGGCCCGGUUUGGUGGAUAACGACAUCACCAUAGUGAAAGUGGAGUCUGUGACCGACGUAGCAGAGAACACCAUCACCGGCCACUUCUCCGCCAGCCACUUCUCCGCCAGCCCCCCCGCCGCGCUGCACUCCCCGGAGCCGCAGCACUCGCUCAUCAACUCCACCGUGGACAGCCGUGGCAGCGAGAUGGCGGCGCCGCCAGGCAUGGCCGGUUACCCGCUCAGCCCGCCUCCCUCGUCCCCGCUCGCCGAGAAGCACGUCGGACACCAGCGGAGCUACGACAAGCCUCUGCAGUGGUACCACCAGUGCCCCAAGUGCGCCCGGGUCUUCCGGCAGCUGGAGAACUACGCCAACCACCUCAAGAUGCACAAGCUGUUCAUGUGCCUGCUGUGCGGGAAGACCUUCACGCAGAAGGGCAACCUGCACCGGCACAUGCGCGUCCACGCCGGCAUCAAGCCCUUCCAGUGCAAGAUCUGCGGCAAGACGUUUACCCAGAAGUGCUCGCUGCUGGAUCACCUGAACCUGCACAGCGGGGACAAGCCGCAUCGCUGCAACUACUGCGAAAUGGUGUUCGCUCACAAGCCCGUGCUGCGCAAGCACCUCAAACAGAUCCACGGCAAGAACAGCUUCGACAACGCAAAUGAGGGCAGCCUGCACGAGGGCGGCCUGGAAUUUGAUUUUGGACGAAUGUAAAGUUUUUUGUUUUUCAAGUAAGGUGAUUGAGUUUUCAAAGAGCCUCACUGUGGUCAGCCUGUACAGUUGACAGCAGAAGUUUACAUACACCGCAAGGUUUCCCCCAGAAAACUUGCUAAGCCUGGUGGUUGGGAGCUAGGUUAAAACGGCAACAAUAACGUCUUAAAAAAUGCAAACGUUAUAAAAAUACUUAAGUAAAUAAGCAAUGCUUAUUUACUUAUUGCUUAUUUCGGUUCAAUAAGCAAUGCUUAUUGAACCGAAAUAAGCAUUAAGUAAAUAAGCCUGGUGGGGGCACAAGUAAAGCCUGGUGGCCCGCCAGGCUUAUAAACACUGGGGGAAACCCUGCACCGCAUAAAAAGACAAGGACAGUUUUUUUUCUUACUGUCUGAAGUUAAAUCAAACCAAAUGUCUCUUGUUUCAGGUCAGGCAGAAUUGCCUAAAUUAUUCCUAUUAGUUAAACAACAAAAACUUGGCAAGAAGAUUUUUUUCAUAACUUUUUUCAAACACAGAAGUUUAAAUACAGUUGAUCAGUAUCAGGGAUCCUUUUUUUUUAGCUGCAUGACUUAAGUCAAACCUUUUGGGUUUCCUUCUGCAUACCACUAAUAGAUUAACUGAGCUCACACAUUUGAGUCAUUUGGAGACACAUGUGGAUGUAUUUUAAGGCCACGUCGGAAACCUGCUGCUUUCCUGUUGGACAGUAGCCUGGUAAAGUCCCGCUCCUUGUUCUACACUUCACUUCGUACAGCAGGUCUGGAAGGUCGUAAGAAAUCAGCCACGAUGUCAGGAAGAGAACUGUAGAGCUUCCAAAGUCUGGUUCAAUUUGGGAACAAUUUGCAGAUGUUAGAAGAUGCUGCUUUCGUGGUACAUGGUGAACGGCCUGCGCUGCUCUUUAUUCAGCCCAGAGAACCCCAAAGCGCUUUAGGGGGAAUGCGUUAUACCGGUUCUGUUAGGAGGAACUAACCAGAACUCCAGCAAACUGCUGUGAGACAUUUGAGGAAGGAACCCCAAAAGAUUGAACUCAACUCAUACAGUUUUAAAAAAAAAAAACAGUCAUAGGUGUAACUUCCUGAAGGACAGGUGUGGACGUGUCCUCGCCAACUUUGGCAGGAAGAGGACAGUCCCCUCCAAUAUUUCCUCCAUCGUUUUUUCUUUAUGCAACGUCGUAUUCAAAGCAUUAACAGCCACCUAAUGCUUUUUAAAAUUCCCUUGUAAAACGUAAAUGGCAAGUCUAGUGGAUUGGGCAUCACGUGACUCACUGCGCGCGCCGUGGCAGUGAGUCACGUGCAGCUGCUGCUUUACAUUGAGUCCGGAAUAUCGGUGGUCAGGGAAAUGACACAAUUAAGCAAAGAAUCUGAGAAGGGACGCAAAGUUUUGAUAUUAUCAACACUAAGAUAGCAAGACAUCAAGGUCCAAAGGGAUCAAAUUUCACAGGUUAGUAAAAAGCUUUAAUUAAAUAUAUAUAUAUAUAUAUAUAAAGUGGAGAGUAAGUUAGUCAUGCUAGCUUAACUUUAAUCACUUUAACAUGAACUCUCGCUGCGCAGUUCGGAGUAUUUCGUUUCAGUUAACACAAAAAUAAGGCGACCCACAUAGAUUUCCUGACAAAUAUUCAGAAGAACAGGUGUUUAAAUUAGCUAAUCAACCACCGAAUGUUCAGUUUGGUGUUUGUACCGCCGAUUUUGUGUGGUAAAUGUUUGUGUGUGUGUGUGUGGGGGGGGGGGGGGGGGGUGUUAAUUCCUGAUGCAUUUGAACGUAACCUCUGCUCUGCGUUCCCGGGGUUGUUGUAUAUUGGUUGCCGUGGCAACGAGUCUGCGCGUGACGUUAAGCUGACAGUGACAAAAAAUAAUAUUACCGCCUGUUUUUCUACAUUUUUCCCCUGGACAAAUUCCAUCAUUUGUUCACAGGACGUGGCGAUAUUCAGAGCAAUCAUCAAACAGGAUGAAAUAUUUCGUGAAGCUUCGAGGAGCAAAAGUUUGUUACGUUUUAAAUCAUGGCUCCUAUUAUGUAAAAUUAGAUUAUGGGCCAUUAUAAAGAGAAAUUCGCUUUGUUCUCUCUUGUUUCUAGCACUGACAGAAACCAAACUAUAGAUUUAUUAGCAGAGAGAAUAUAUAUUUUACAUAACCAAACAUCAACAUCUCAGCUUUAAGCCACAUUUGAUAGGAUCCAGUAAUAACUCUAUUCACCAACUGCUCCUACCAGGCCCAAAAAAGGUUUUGCGUCUAUUAUUUGCUAUAUUAAAGACGCAUCAUAUCAUAAUUUAUUGAAUAAGACUGUCCGCCCCCCCCUCUGUCCCCACCCAAGUUACACCCUUGAAAGCAGUUCUCCCUGAUAUUGACCAAAUGUAUGCUAACCUCUGACUUCUGAGUUCAAACAAAGUUGUUUUUUUUAAAUCUCCAAAAUAAAGUCUUGCUGCUUUUUUUGGCAUUUAGCAAAUAGAAAUAACGUUGGUAAUUCCAACUAGCCUAAAACAAGAUAAGUUUGUUCUAAUUUAACUUCCGACACAAAAAAUAAAUUGUGUUUGUGUCUUUUUAUUCUAUGUAAGUAAACGUCAGGUUUCAGCUCUGUGCUUUAAAAUGGAGAGAACAACCAUAUCUGCACCUCACCAUGGCUUCAAUAAUGUGGACUGUUUUUUUUUUUUUUCUGUGUACAAUACAGCACAGAUGCCUUUGUGUCAUACUUGAAACUUAAACACUGAACCACAAACAAAAAGGACCGAAGAUCUUCUGGUAAUGAAUCCUGGCCUGUGUGUUGUCUGUUACCUUAAAAAAAAAUUUAAAAAACACUGCAAAAUCAAAUGUACAGUAUCUGUAUAUUGUGCUUAACAUAUGUAGCUGUUCGUUAUUAUCUGUAUGAAUAUGACAACAGGAAAUUCAUUAACAGAAGAAACUUGAAGGAGCGUUGGUACUAAAAUGUUGCACUGCAGGAUGUUUCUGUCGUUUGUGGAGCUGGAGACCGUUUGUAUGACAUGAGCUGUUUUCUGUAGGCGUAAUAUCAGAGGUAACAUUGGACCAAAGUGACAUUGUCUCUGUUCUUUGUUCAUGAAAUAAAAAGUUCUCAGAAA